Messenger RNA from Bipolaris maydis ATCC 48331, 1635 nucleotides. RefSeq names its product cytochrome P450. Gene Ontology annotation, molecular function: heme binding; monooxygenase activity; iron ion binding. The record is from RefSeq and is a predicted model, not a curated record. NCBI's taxonomy places the organism in Eukaryota, Fungi, Ascomycota, Dothideomycetes, Pleosporales, Pleosporaceae.
AUGUCGCUUUUUCGCAAUUUUUUGAUCCUGUUCGCAGGAGUAGCUACUCACAUCGUUUAUCUGCAUGGUUCUGAACAUCACAUGUAUGGUACUUGUUAUCUACAGCUUCUGCUGCUCGUUCUCGUCACAUAUGUCUCGUUUUCGACCUUCACCUACUCUCUCAACGUUAGUGAAGCCUUGAAAGACGCUCUGACACAUGUUUCCCUUUAUCUCCUUGGCCUCUACACCAGCCUUAUUACUUAUCGUCUAUUUUUCAGUCCUCUCCAUCACUUUCCUGGCCCUGUGGGCUCUCGAAUCUCCAACUUGUACCUUUCCUUGCACAUCACCAAACUCAACGCACACGAAAAGCUCUUCUCUCUACACAAAGCAUAUGGCUCCUUCGUUCGCGUUGGUUCAUCUGACCUUUCCAUUACACAUCCCAAAGCUGUACAAGCAAUCUACGGGCCACAGUCACAGUGUACCAAAGCAGACUGGUAUGAUCUCACUCUUCCCAUGGUUUCCAUGCAAACAACGCGAAACCGUAGCCUGCAUGACCGACGAAGACGAAUCUGGAGCCAGGCUUUUGGAGAAAAGUCAAUGCGCGGUUACGAACAAAGGAUGCGUGUGUUCCAGGAACAACUUGUUGGUAAAAUCGAAGCUGCAGUCUCCAAGGACAGCUCUAUAAAUGUGACCGAGGUGUUCAAUCUCUAUACUUUUGAUGUUAUGGGAGACCUGGCAUUCGGCGAGGGAUUCGAUAUGCUCAAGACUGAUCAGCUGCACUGGGCAGUGCAAUUGGUGGGGGAAGCAAUGACACCAUUGGGAUUGAUGUUACCGACGUGGAUGUUUCGGGUACUAGUGUCGAUACCAUUUGCAACAAAUGGAUGGUGGAGUUUUAUCCGCUAUUGCUGUGACAGGCUGGAUGAGAGAAUGACAAAGAAGACAAUCACUUCGGACAUCCUAUACACGUUGCUCAAGCCCUACAACGGAACUAAACCAUCUGGUGCAGAGCUGAAAGUAUUACAAGGCGAUACGCAGCUUAUCGUCGUAGCCGGAAGUGACACUACGGCAACAACGUUGGCAAGUCUUUUCUACGAGCUUGUCCGAAACCCAGAACACAUUGAAUUAAUCCGACAAGAAAUCACACCUCAUGUUAGUCCCAACGGCGACAUAUUGCACCAACCACUGCAAUAUCUUGAGCAUCUGAAUGCAGUCAUCGAUGAGACGCUGCGACUGCACCCCCCUGUUGGUACAGGCUUGCAACGUACGACGCCGCCUGAAGGUCUUGAGAUUGGCGAUACAUACAUACCCGGCAACACUACCGUCUCGUGCCCACAAUACGUUAUUGGGAGGAGCGAAGCCAUCUACGAGAAUGCACACAAAUUUAUUCCCGAACGCUGGUACAAAUCCUCCACCUCCGUCAAGGAAAAAAGCGCCUACGCACCAUUUUCCGCAGGACCAUACAAUUGCAUCGGGAAACCGCUCGCGCUCAUGAAUCUGCGCACAACAGCCGCAAAACUGCUUCAUCGAUUCGACGUCUGCCUUGCGGAUGGCGAAAACGGUACGGCGUUUGAAAGGGACAUGAAGACGCAGUUUACCGCGGCUAUGGGUGCUUUGAAUCUCAAGUUCACUGAAAGAAAGGUUGGAGGCCUAAAGUGA